Molecule: messenger RNA, 812 nt
Organism: Lucilia cuprina (Australian sheep blowfly)
Lineage: Eukaryota; Metazoa; Arthropoda; Insecta; Diptera; Calliphoridae
Gene: Ufc1
Product: ubiquitin-fold modifier-conjugating enzyme 1
Exons: 5
Coding region: 117-812 (231 amino acids)
Biological process (GO): protein K69-linked ufmylation
Cellular component (GO): cytoplasm
Molecular function (GO): UFM1 conjugating enzyme activity
Source: RefSeq, a predicted model, not a curated record
GUCGCACAGCGUUGUAUAUAAAUAGUAUUCUUAUAUUUAACUUAAUACAACCCUGCAGUCUUUACGUGUCAUCUGCUGCAGUAUUUUUUAUUGUAGUAAAACAAUAACCAGUGAUAAUGGUAGAUGAAUGCACCAAAAAAACCUUAAGCAGUUUACCUUUACUGCAAACUCGUGCCAGUCCCAGAGACAAAGACAUCUGGGUGCAACGUCUAAAGGAGGAAUACCAAGCUUUAAUUAAGUAUGUGCAAAAUAAUAAAGAAUCGGGCACCGAUUGGUUUCGUUUAGAAUCUAACAAGGAGGGCACUAAAUGGUUUGGCAAAUGCUGGUAUAUGCAUAAUUUAUUGAAAUAUGAAUUCGAUGUGGAAUUUGAUAUACCAGUUACCUAUCCCACAACGGCUCCUGAAAUAGCUCUUCCUGAAUUGGAUGGUAAAACAGCGAAAAUGUAUCGUGGUGGCAAAAUUUGCCUCACCGAUCAUUUCAAACCUUUAUGGGCCAGAAAUGUGCCCAAAUUUGGUAUUGCUCAUGCGAUGGCUUUGGGGCCUUCAACCCAUCACAAAGAUCAUGCCAUACCACACUACAUGUCUGCUGCUACUGCCGCCGCUGACUGUCCCUCUAUCCUUCAGGCUAAGCCAACAUACCUACAACUUUCUCUAUUACAUCCUAAAGCCUCUCCUGCCCUCAAUCAAUUAUUUAGCUCUCACGCCACCUUAUAUGUCUGCUCUAUGCCACCUUAUAUGUCUGCCAAUUCCAAGGCUGCCGCCUAUAUAUAUCGUGUGUCUUUUCUCCUUCUGCCUAUGCCAACACACCUAUAA